AUGACAGGCGAUAAAGUUGCCGCAAAAGAUGCCACAACACCAGAGACCAAAGACUUGCCGCCCUUGACAGACCAUGAAUUUAAGAUCUUCAACCGUCUAGCAGACCGGAUGGAACAAUUCCACAACUAUUUCCGCCAAACUUGGAACCUCCUCUGGACCGCAGCAACAACAUCCCGCCGCCCCCAAAACCUCACCGUCAAGCAAUUCCUCAACGAAGCCAUCUCCUUCACGAGCCACCUCUCCGCGCACCACGGCAUCGAAGAAGCCCACGUGUUCCCGCUGCUAGCGACGCGCAUGCCGGAAUUUGACCCCAAGAGAGGCAAGUUGGUGAAGCAGCAUGAGCAGAUCCACAAGGGGCUGGAGGAGUUCGAGGCUUACGUGAAGAAGUGCCAUGCGGGCAAGGAGGAGUUUGAGAUGAGCGUGCUGAAGGAGAAGAUGGAGGGGUGGGGAGGCGUGCUGUGGGAGCAUUUGGAUGAGGAGGUGAGGAUGUUGGGGGCGGAUAGGAUGAGGCGUGUUUGGAGUAAGGAUGAGAUGAUGAGGAUGCCUAUGUGA
Messenger RNA from Pochonia chlamydosporia 170, 552 nucleotides. RefSeq names its product hemerythrin HHE cation binding domain-containing protein. Bases 1 to 552 code for a protein of 183 amino acids. The transcript has 2 exons. The record is from RefSeq and is a predicted model, not a curated record. Lineage: Eukaryota; Fungi; Ascomycota; Sordariomycetes; Hypocreales; Clavicipitaceae.